Messenger RNA from Adineta steineri, 315 nucleotides. Lineage: Eukaryota; Metazoa; Rotifera; Eurotatoria; Adinetida; Adinetidae. The record is from the annotation of a GenBank genome assembly.
AUGAAAAAAAAGAUUUCAUCAUCACUUAUUGGAUUAAAUCAUUUAUUUGAACAAACUCCAAUACCAUGGAAAGGUGCUUAUUUUGAUGAUACUCGUAAUACAGAUAAUGCAUGGAUAGAAUUAUCCAUUGAAUAUCUCUUAGAUUAUGAUCAUCAAUUAACAACAUGCAUACCAUGUCUUCACAAUGAACAACUUAGUCGUCUUGAACAACCACGUUUUCUAUGGAAAGAUGUAAAAAAUACAAUUAAUAUUGGACCAAGAACUCAUUAUCGUCUUAUAAGAAAUUUAGCCUAUAAACUUGAUGCAUAUUUCUGA